AGAUACUUACACGUUGAAAUAGUAAACAAGCUAUGUUUUGAUUUGGAAAAAAAAGUUUUGAAAUGGUUUUGUAAAUAAAUUUCAAUUAGAAUACUUAAGUAUUUAAGUCGAAUUCAUUGGCAUUUUCAAUCAAUUGUCCCAAAUGUUAAGACUGAGAAAACAUUUGAAUGGCGUUUCAUCCAAUAAAAAACCAAGUGACUUGAAGAAGGGCACUCAUAGCACGUGCGACAUAAUCAAACAAACCAUUCAAAAUAUUAAAAAAAGUCUAAGAUUUUGUUAUGCUAUAUCAUGCGUUCAAUGGUGGAAAAUAUUACCUCCGACAUAUAAAUUCUUUUUAAUCGUAAUAUUUCUAGUUGUGUUGUUGGUUUCGUAUUUGUAUGUACAAAAAUUUGUAAAUUACUUGCAACACGCCACUGGCGAUGAAGGCGAAACGAAGAAAUUCAUUCCAAAUCCCGAGUAUCCAUUGCCUCCGUCCGCUUCAAUAUUGCAUCAGUUUAAAAACGGUGCCGUGUGCUCGGAUUCGGAACAAUGCAGUAAAAUAGGCAGUGACAUAUUCGAUCAAGGUGGAAAUGUCGUUGAUGCGGCCAUUGCUACAUUGUUCUGUAACGGCAUUGCAACCGCUCAAAGUAUGGGAAUUGGCGGUGGUUCUGUCAUAAACCUCUACAUACACAAAGACAGAAAGUCGUAUUCAUUGAAUUCCAAAGAAACGGCACCGCUAGCCGCAACCGGAGAUAUGUUCAAAACAUACGAAGAAUACCAACACAGCCCAUUGAGUAUUGGAGUUCCUGGCGAAGUAAGAGGAUAUUGGGAAUUACAUGAGAAAUUCGGUUCUAUGCCAUGGAAAUCGCUGAUUAAACCAGCCAUCAAAGUCUGCGAAGAUGGAUUCAAAAUUACAAAACAUAUGGCCGAUUUUAUUGCACCAGCACUUUUCACAGACAAUCAUUUUAGAAAAACUUUCUUUGUGAAUGGUACUAAUACUCCACGUCGAGAAGGCGAACAUGUAAAAUUUCACCCGGAAUUGUGCGACACUUACAAAAUGAUUGCCGAAUACGGUGGCGAUGAUUUCUACACUGGUACAUUGGCCAACUUAAUCGUCGACGAUUUGCGUGACCUUGGCAGUAUUAUUACGAGAAAAGAUUUGGAAUCAUACAAGUCACGGUGGGAAGAGUCCUUAUCAGUGCCUAUAAAAAAUAAUGUUGUGCAUGUGCCACCGUCGGGUGGUGGGCCUCUAGUUGUAUUUAUUUUGAAUGUUCUACGCGGCUACAAUAUGACAUCGAAAUCUAUUGCAACUGAAGAAGAACGCAUUCUAACAUAUCACCGUUUUAUUGAGUCCUUUAAAUAUGCGUUCGGAUACCGCACAAAAAUCAAUGAUACGGGUCUACCACCGGAGCUUGCGCGAAAGAUACUCUCAACAGAGUUUGGCAAUGAAAUCCGUGAGCAAAUAAAUGACAAUGGAACGUCGCAUGAUCCAAAGCAUUAUGGUGGUGAAUUUCAAGUUAUUAAUGAUAAAGGGACAUCGCAUAUGUCAAUAAUUGCACCGAAUGGAGAUGCAAUAUCCGUAACAUCAUCGAUUAAUUACUAUUUCGGCGUUGGAAAAACUGGCAAACGAACUGGAAUCAUUUUCAAUAAUGCAGUGAGUGAUUUUGGUGUGAAGAAUUUCAAAGACUACUACGGCUUACAGCCAUCGCCAAGCAAUUUUAUUGCACCCGGCAAGCGUCCAACUUCUUCGGUGAGUCCUACUAUUGUAACCGAUGAUAAUGGCGAGGUGCGAUUAGUCGCUGGCGCUGCGGGCGGUGUGAAAAUUCCAACUGCUAUAGCAAUGGUUAUUGCCGGCAUGUUUUGGUUUGAUCAUAACAUCAAAGAAGCUGUAGAUGCACCACGAAUACAUCAUCAGCUUAUACCGAUGGAAGUACAAUACGAAUAUGGAAAUACGCAGCAAUUAAUCACGGGUCUGGAGUUGAUCGGCCAUAAAACGAAUCGAUACAGUGAUCGUGGCUCAGUGGUGUGCGCAAUAGCUAAAAAUCAAUCGGGAAUAUUUGCCAAUGCUGAUUAUCGUAAAGCUGGCGAAGUUGUUGGACUAUAACUGAAUAAAAUUGAUUCAAAUCUCUUACACAAUGACGGGAAAGGAAUGUGCACAUUUUUAACUAGUGACAAUGUCAUUGAUAUAAAAGAAAAUAAACAAUUUUGAUUGAAUAAA
This is a messenger RNA of Contarinia nasturtii (swede midge), 2197 nucleotides long. RefSeq names its product glutathione hydrolase 1 proenzyme-like. Bases 143 to 2083 code for a protein of 646 amino acids. Gene Ontology annotation, biological process: glutathione catabolic process. NCBI's taxonomy places the organism in Eukaryota, Metazoa, Arthropoda, Insecta, Diptera, Cecidomyiidae. Gene Ontology annotation, molecular function: glutathione gamma-glutamate hydrolase. The transcript has 10 exons. The record is from RefSeq and is a predicted model, not a curated record. Gene Ontology annotation, cellular component: plasma membrane.